Caenorhabditis remanei is the source of this 555-nucleotide messenger RNA. RefSeq lists its product as uncharacterized. The record is from RefSeq and is a predicted model, not a curated record. Lineage: Eukaryota; Metazoa; Nematoda; Chromadorea; Rhabditida; Rhabditidae. The transcript has 4 exons. The coding region runs from base 1 to 555 and encodes 184 amino acids.
AUGUCAACCGGAUCAUCGGGCGAUAAACCUAUUCCGGAGCCACAAAUUACCACACAGUUCGGUCGUGUUGAAUCAUUGAUUUCUGCGGCCGCGACUCAAAGUUCUUUGGCCCAGAUGGCCAACGACGAGAAACCGGGGGAAUCAAUAAACAAACGUUUGCAAAAUCAACAGGAGGGAUGCCCAGUCGAAAGCGUCUUUGAUAAGAAUAUGGAGACCUUGCGCAAACCGGACACCGCUACUUUGUUUGUCGCGUUAUACAAUUCCACUCAUGAUGAUGAAUUCCCCUGGUCAUUCAAAGCGGUGUCUGAACUGAUAAAUAUCCGAUCGUGGUCGUCGUCGUGCUUAGCUUACAUUUCGAGUAAAGCGCGUAAGGCGAUCGCUAAAGGGAAUAUUACAAUAUCUACAUCGAAAUGCCAUGUCUGUUUCACAAUCAUGGAUGACUGCUACGAGACACACAAGUUUGAAGAUUAUCACCAGAUGAUUCUCUGUCGUUGGUCUAUGCAAAGUUACAGCAAGCAUGCAUCGCCAGACUCUCCAUAUCUUAAAAAUCUUUGA